This is a messenger RNA of Xenopus laevis (African clawed frog), 1997 nucleotides long. RefSeq names its product cytochrome P450, family 2, subfamily C, polypeptide 8, gene 1 S homeolog (gene cyp2c8.S). Lineage: Eukaryota; Metazoa; Chordata; Amphibia; Anura; Pipidae. The record is from RefSeq and is a predicted model, not a curated record. The transcript has 10 exons. Bases 1 to 1725 code for a protein of 574 amino acids.
AUGUAUCUCGUCUUUCUCACUUACAUUCGCGUGCGAUCUGCUCUCCGGAUCCUGUCGACGCAGCUCCAGUCUGUUACUGAUGCAAGAGAAAAGUACAAAUGCAUCAGGCGCAUCAAGUUCAGGUGCGAUCGUGCCCGCCCCUCAGAGCGUGAAACCACGCCCCCUUGUUCUCCUAUAGGAGCGAUCGCUGCAGCUACUUAUCGCCUUAUCGCUCGCUGCUGUUUUUCGGACAUGGAUGUUCUUACGAUUUUACUCUGCCUUUUAAUCCUAUUAUCAGUGAUUCUGCUGUCCUGGAGGAUUCGCAAACAACGACUUCGUCUGCCCCCUGGACCCCUCCCGCUGCCUCUGCUAGGAAAUAUACUGCAGGGAAACUCUGUGCUGUACGACUCUUAUCGCAAGAUUUCUGAAAAGUAUGGUCCAGUGUUUACAAUAUGGAUGGGUUCUACACCAGCAGUGGUGCUCUGUGGAUAUGAGGUACUGAAAGAUGCUUUAAUAAAUCAUGCUCAUCAGUUUGGUGCCCGUGGAUCCUUGCCAAUAACAGAAAGACUGACAAAGGGAUAUGGGAUUAUUGGAGUCAAUGGUGAACGCUGGAAGCAGAUGCGGCAUUUUGCAAUGACAACAUUGAGAAAUUUUGGCAUGGGGAAGAGGUCCAUGGAAGAGAGAAUACAAGAGGAAGCUCGGCACCUAGUACAAGCUGUACAACAGACUGGAGGGGAGGAAUUAGAUCCUUUGGUUCUCCUGGAGCGUUCAGUAAACAACAUAAUCAACUUUAUGGUAUUUGGCAGACGCUGGGAUUAUGAAGACGAGCAGUGCCUCAAAUACCUUAACAUCACCAAAAGCUUGAUUGGUUUUAUCAGAUCCCCACUAGGAGUGACAUAUGCUGCAUUUCCCCGCAUUAUGUGGUACCUGCCUGGCCCGCAUCAGAAGAUAUUCCAAGACAGUGAAGAGCUGACAUCUUUCUACCAUGAUCAGAUUCGUUCUCAUUGGAACACCCUGAAUUCUGAUUCACCACGGGAUUUUAUUGACUGUUUCCUCAUCAAGUCCAAUGAGGAAAAUGACCUAAACGAAAGUGAAUUCUGCUCAGAUAAUUUAGUACAUUCAAUCAUGGAUUUAUAUGUAGCUGGGGCAGAGACCACCAAAAAUACCCUUCAGUUCGGUUUGCUGGUCAUGAUAAAAUACCCAAACAUUCAAGCCAAGGUGCAGACAGAGAUAGACAAAGUAGUUGGAGCAGAUCGAUGGCCGGGAUUGGCAGAUCAAGACCAAAUGCAUUACACCAAUGCAGUUAUUCAUGAGAUUCAGAGGUUUUUGGACCUGGUACCAAUGGCCCUUCCUCACAUGUUAACAGAGGACACAGUAUUCCGUGGGUUCAAUAUCCCAAAGGGAACAACUGUUAUACCUCUACUUGGUUCAGCACUAUGGGACCCAGCCCAAUGGAAGACACCAGAGGAAUUCAAUCCAGGACAUUUCCUUGAUGAGAAAGGACAGUUCUGUUCUCCGGCUGCAUUCAUACCAUUCUCAGCAGGAAAGAGAGUGUGUCCAGGAGAAGGGAUGGCUCGUAUGGAAAUCUUCCUCUUCUUCACUGCCCUGCUCCAGAAAUUCACUAUCAGAGCUGCAAGUCCCACUGAUACCUUUAACCUGGGUACACUGAGAAGGGCCUUCCGGAAAAAGGGGCUAUUCUAUAAACUGAGAGCCAUCCCUAGAACGUGUACUGUGGAGAAGCAUUGAGAUGAGCACAAACUGAGAAGCAUAGUAGAAUAAUAAACUAGGGUUAGAGAAAUUGUCCUGUAAAAAAAUGUCUAUGACAUUAGGAAUUCAUAUUUUAUGCUAAUGAUACAGUAUAUAUAUAUAUAUAUUUGUGUGUGUGUGUUAUGAGGAUCUGGGUACACAAAUAGCACUAGAAAUUAUUCUGCAUUAUAUAUAUAUAUAUAGUCAACUACAAGAGGUCCUCUGCACUCAACCCAUUAUCAAUAUAUUUAAGACAGAGACAUUUUGUGCAU